AUGCUGCCCACAGCUCCCCGACCCCGCAUGGAGCACCCCCAGCACAGCACCCGUCCGUCUCUUCGCGGGCUUUAUGGACGGAGUGGUUUUGCCUCCUUCUUUAAGUCGUCAGCGCCCUCAGCCACUCGGCCUGAGACACAGCCUCUUCUCCCUGCCUCCAGGCGCCCCUCGCCCCCCGGGAGGGACACCUACGGCACCUCCUCGCUGAGCAGCAGCAGCAAUUCUGGCUCCUACAAGGGCAGCGACAGCAGCCCCACCCCAAGGCGCUCGGCCAAAUACAACCUGUGCAGUGACAACCAUGGCAUCAAACCACCCACACCAGAGCAGUACCUGACCCCACUGCAGCAGAAGGAGGUUUGCAUCCGGCACCUGAAGGCCCGCCUGAAGGACACGCAGGAGCGGCUGCAGGACAGGGACGCCGAGAUCGAGGACCUGAAGACGCAGCUGUCGCGGAUGCAGGAGGACUGGAUCGAGGAGGAGUGCCACCGCGUGGAGGCCCAGCUGGCGCUGAAGGAGGCCCGCAAGGAGAUCAAGCAGCUGAAGCAGGUGAUCGACACGGUGAAGAACAACCUGCUGGAGAAGGACAAGGGGCUGCAGAAGUACUUCGUCGACAUCAACAUCCAGAACAAGAAGCUGGAGACGCUGCUGCACAGCAUGGAAGUGGCACAGAACGGCGCGGGGCUGAAGGAGGAGGGGGCUGCUGAGUCGGCGGGGGGAUCCCCGGCGAGAUCCCUCACCCGCAGCUCCACCUACACCAAGCUGAGCGACCAGGCGGGCGGCGAGCGCACCGUGGGCGGAUCGCAGACCAUUUCGGUGGACGAAGGGGCCGACAGCGGCUUUGCUGGGGGGGACGAAGCUCCCGGCCGCCCGGACUUGUUAGAAGGGGGGGAGCCCUGCGGGCGGCUGCCGCCCAGCUCCACCUACGAGAAGCUGCUGGGGCUGCGGGGCGGCGUAGAGGCGGGCGUGCAGGCCAGCUGCAUGCAGGAGCGCGCCAUCCAGACGGACUUUGCGCACUGCCAGCCCGACCUGGACACCCUCCUGGAGAAGGUGAUGAAAUCCCAAGCGUGCAGCUUGGGCAGCCCCACCUCGGUUUGGGUGUCCGAGAUGGAAGACGUGGCGCCGGGCUGCGAGAUGCCGAACCCCGCCGGCGUUAUGGACCUGGAGCCCGAGGACGGGGAGGUGCCCCACAACCCCACCGUGCAGCAGCCCCCCAGCGCCGGCCCUUCGGUGGCCAUCGCCUGCGCGCCCGAGGAGGAUGCGACAGCGGAGCCGGGCUGCGACGGCGCUCCAUCCAAGAGCUAUUGGAGCCGCCACUUCAUCGUGGAUCUGCUGGCCGUGGUGGUGCCGGCUGUGCCCACGGUGGCGUGGUUGUGCCGCUCGCAGCGCCGCCAGGGCCAACCCAUCUACAACAUCAGCUCGCUGCUGCGCGGCUGCUGCACCGUGGCCCUGCACUCCAUCCGCAGGAUGGGCUGUCGCGCCGUCAGCAGCCCCAACCCCGGGGGCGGAGCGCAACCCUGA
Messenger RNA from Centrocercus urophasianus (Greater sage-grouse), 1518 nucleotides. It is a transcript of the gene SNPH, whose product is annotated as syntaphilin. Gene Ontology annotation, biological process: neuron differentiation. The transcript is spliced from 4 exons. Gene Ontology annotation, cellular component: mitochondrion; cytoplasmic microtubule. Lineage: Eukaryota; Metazoa; Chordata; Aves; Galliformes; Phasianidae. Bases 1 to 1518 code for a protein of 505 amino acids. The record is from RefSeq and is a predicted model, not a curated record.